Molecule: messenger RNA, 282 nt
Organism: Ostertagia ostertagi
Lineage: Eukaryota; Metazoa; Nematoda; Chromadorea; Rhabditida; Trichostrongylidae
Source: the annotation of a GenBank genome assembly
AUGAGUCGCUUGGUCGUUUUCUGCGCUUUCUUUGGAAUUGCCUUAUCGUGCGUGUGGAACGAGAAAAAAUAUUCGGACGGUGAGACGUGGGUUGACGGAAGCUUCAAGUUGAAAUGCACUGCCGGAAGCAGAGGCGGAUGGAGUACGUCUAUUAUUGCAUGCGUCACACCGAAAGGCACUGAGGUAAGCGUUGGCAGCGACUUGACUGAUGAUGGUAUUGAGUACACGUGCAGCAAAGGAAAAAGUGAAGGUAGCGUCAAUUUCAGUUGGAAGGCCGCCUGA